AUGGAUUCCUCGUCCGUUAUCGCUGCUUCGGCUGAUAAUAGGUCGGUCUCAGAAGUAAAUCUGAUCGGCUUCGCUCAAGGUGCGCCGAGGACGAUCGCUCCCUCGUCAAUCACAUCAUCGUCAAGUCCUGACCUCGCUCGCGUCUUUGUGCGACUGCCAAACGGAACCAAGUUUCUUGUGCCUGUGCCUCAGGAUGCCAACGUUCAUGAGCUUCACAUUCAAGCCUUGCGCCGUGCUGGGAAGAUUGGUGUUAAUGGUACCCCGGAGGACACGCUUCUGGAAACCAUUGGCAACGACCCGAUAGUCCUAUUCUCCGAUGAUCUACUCCUUGAUGUUAUGGAUCUUACUGCCGAUAAUACUUUCGGUCUGAGGCCCCUCGUCAACCCAUCAUCAUCCUCCCUAGAGUCCCAAGGGGGAGGCACUUCAGCCAACCUCUCCGCUUCAAAUAUAUCCUUUACAGCACCCAACACUGGCCAUUCACCUCAUGGAGAAGAUUCAGUGGUUUAUAUCCGAUGGAUUACCCUGGAAGCCGCAUUGGACAAUUCCUGUCUUCGACAACUUCCUGUCGACGGAUCCCCUAUCCCCAGUGGGACUACCUUGAAUGACCUCUAUAUGAUUGCCGUAGAUCGGUUAUGCGGUUCCUCGCCUCAAGGCACAUGCACAAACCCGACGAGGCUAAAUCUUUUCCUCCGGGAGUGUAGUCUACAUGCCUUGAACAAUCCAGCCACCCUGAGCGAUCUUGGGUUGAAAGGGAACCGGCGUGGGCCUCUCAAUAUCUUCAUCGAAUUCGUUGGGCCGGAACGACGGCUUUCCCUCAACCACCUCUCUUCGUCCAACGACCCCAAGAGUCUGUGGAACUUUGACUCUACCAUACGAGGCAUGAGCACGUUCAUCACAAGCCUCCAGAUAUUACUGAAAGAAAUUGAACGGGGAAAUUGCAGCCUAGAUGGAAUUAUUGAGGUGCUCUGGGAACUUACUCAUUUCCCACCCCUCCUACUUGCUUUCAGGGCUGUUCAUGAAUCGAGGUUAGGCAGUGAAGCACCUGUUGGCCCCCUUCUCCUAGUUGCGUCCGCAUUUCACGCGAUAUGCCGCCGGAUGGUACCAUCUGAGAUUUGUCCAUCCUCCGAGAAUCUCCUUGAAGCAUCUCGUCAAAUUACAUACUGGAUCUGUUCUAUGCGUUCUGAGGCAUCUCUUCUGCGCAGCAGCGCACAGAAACUGAUACGUCAAGCACAGAUCGAAGAAGCUGCGGAUAAUCGUAGUCUUACACCGACUUUCCUACCUUUCAACGAAGUUACCCUGCCAUUAGCACCGGGGACGGGGCCCCGUGAAAAGACCUUCUUAGUCAGUUGCGAGAUUAAAGACAGUGCUCUGUGUCGAUUGCUUGGCCUCGCCAUCCAUGAAAAUGCCGCUCGGCCGUGGGACUUCUACUUCCACUCCGUCGGCGGUUGGAAGGACCUUUGGAAUCACAAAAUUGUGGCCCUGCUACAACCAAAGGAGUUUGGGACUUUGAUAGACACUACAAACUCGGAUCAAGCUUUUCGCAUGAUAGGACCUCUGCAAAUCGGGACUUGCUUAGCUGCUGAACUCCCGGUCAUAACAUUAAGUGCAACCGGAUAUGUUUCCAGAUAUGAUCAUGAAGACAUGGAGUGUGCUGAGAGGGCGUUCAUCACAUGGAACGCUAUUGAAAAGAGGACCAAGCUACCGGGUAAUCCAGGGCAGUUUCUGUCCCAGAAGCUAGAUCCUAUCUUACUACAACGCAAGGGAACUCUUAGCUGGGCGCUCGAUGCCUGGACGGAAUGGACAAAAGCUGCCGAUUUCGGUGCCCCCGAGGAGGCGAUUAUCAUUUGUGUUGAUACUAGUUCAAGUAUGGCCUCAGCCAUGCCAUAUGGUUGGCUUCUAAACCAAAAUGCCUUGGGCUCGAAUCCCAGUCGUCUCACCGAAGUCAAGGAGUUCUUCAAAAACCAGGCUCUUCGAAUUUCGGCUUUGAAUCUUUCAACUUACCUAGGACUUGUUACCUUUGCAGGGUCUGUGGUGACCAAUCAACCGCUCACACCCCUACACCUAAAUUUCAGCCAUCAACUGGACGGAAUUCAGGCGGCUGGAAAUACGGCCAUCUUUGACGCGCUCGACAGAGCAUCUGGAAUGCUGGUAGAGUUGCAGCAUCGUUACCCACAGACAAAGUGUCGGAUCAUACUUCUUACCGAUGGCUGCGACAACAACUCCAAGGCAGUGCCUUUCGAGAUCUCUUCAAGGCUUUAUGAACGGAAUAUUGUGCUUGACGCGAUCGUAAUUGGGAGCUCGGAAACGCGCGAACUUUUCAAAAUCGCAAAAAAUACCGGAGGGUAUGCUUUUAAGCCACUAACUCAGCAGGCCCUGUUCCAGAUAUUCCUCUUGGAGACUGUCUCAGAUAUACGCACUCGUCCAGAUAUCGUUAGAGUCAAGUGCAACGGGAGCUUGGACUGGAGUAUCUUCGUGCCAAAGGCUGCAGAUAUGUCCGAUCCAUACAACUUCCCUCCAUGCAGACCACACCCUAAUCAGGAAGAUUAUUUCAUUGCGCUGGCCGAUGCGGGACAAUUCAUGAGCCGCAUGUCUCGGAGACCAGGCGGGAGUGCGGGCUCUGUCUACUCGGUUUCAACGACAUUGAGCAAUGCGUCAACAUUAACUGCUACGGCUGGAGGAAUCUCACGCAUUCUUCUCAGCGAAAUAAAAGCAAUGGUUGAUAACCCCCAUAAAUAUAUGGAUAUUUACGUUAGCCAGAGCAAUAUGGGCUUUUGGAAGGUGGUUAUGCAAGGCCCGCCAGACUCACCAUACGCCAGAGGAACGUUUCUCCUCUAUGUUGAGAUUGGGCCCGAGUUUCCCAGAAAACCACCGUCAGCUAGAUUCAUCACUCCGAUGUUACAUCCGAAUAUAACCAAGCAUGGCCGCGUUUGCCAUCCCGUCUUUGAUCGGGAAUGGAGUCCGGCAACCCGUGUGUACGCAGUCCUCCAACAGUUAUACGGUAUUUUGAUGUCGUUCGAGGCAAGGGAUGCAGUCGAUCCUCUCUCAGCUCUCCGCUUUUUGUCAGAUGAGGCAGGAGGCCGCCGUGAAGUGGUGAAUUAUGUAAGCAUAAAGCUCCAUUUCGAUCUCGCUAUGUGCAGCUUUUUCGCCCAUAUCGAGCUUUUCAAUCCCAUACUUACAUUAGAUCAAAAGGUGUCUCGAUUCGCGCAGCGCCCCCGACACCUCCAUCGUGCAGACAUAAUCGGGGAUGAUCUAUCCUCUGUCGGAUGGUCAUCGACCAAAACUCCCUCAAGUUAUGCAAGUAGCGUUGUCAGCGACACAACCAUAGUCUCAGCAAGCUUAAAUCCGUUCGGCGCUCACGCCCAGAACUUGGGACGAAAUCCCUCAACUAAUCCGCCAAGCUACAGGACUGCCCCGUCUUUGUCGCAAUACUCAAUUCGCUCAGUCUCUACGCUCUCGAGUGACCUGGCGAGCCAACGACGACCAACUCCUCAACCCCCCACCGCUGCUGGAAAUCAAGCAAGUGGGAAUGCGAAUGGGGGCCCACAGGCUGGAAAUGGCGGAAGAGGGCGAGUGCCUAGCGGCAGCGUUGUUUCCUCAUCCGCAUCUGUGGUCUCGGGCUCGAGUGAUAAUGGCAGCGAGGCUGGUACUGUUUCCAGCAGGCGUAGUCGGCGGGCAUCCUUUUUCGCUAAGCUGAGGAAUGUCGGGAGUAAUGUUUAG
Messenger RNA from Venustampulla echinocandica, 3717 nucleotides. RefSeq lists its product as uncharacterized. The record is from RefSeq and is a predicted model, not a curated record. NCBI's taxonomy places the organism in Eukaryota, Fungi, Ascomycota, Leotiomycetes, Helotiales, Pleuroascaceae. Bases 1 to 3717 code for a protein of 1238 amino acids. The transcript is spliced from 3 exons. Gene Ontology annotation, cellular component: nucleus. Gene Ontology annotation, biological process: protein polyubiquitination. Gene Ontology annotation, molecular function: ubiquitin conjugating enzyme activity.